Xyrichtys novacula (pearly razorfish) is the source of this 32466-nucleotide messenger RNA. Lineage: Eukaryota; Metazoa; Chordata; Actinopteri; Labriformes; Labridae. The record is from the annotation of a GenBank genome assembly.
CUGGUUGGAUUUGUCAGUGGAACGUAACGCUGCUGCCACCAAUAUGGCUCACUAUCAACCAACAUCCCUCCAAUGUAGGAACACGAUUAGGAAAGUAUAAGAGCGAUAUUGCGCAAACUAAACGCGCAGAGGCGGGGUAGUUGUCACGAGCAGUGUUCGCACUCUCGUUGCGCUACGUACCGCUCGCGCUCUCUCUCUCUCUCUCCGUGUUCCCAGGUAACCGCACGAGCUAGUUAGCUCAGAUAGUAAAUAUUAGCUAGCAAAAAGGCUAGCUAGCUUGCUUACUGUUGAUAAAAUGGCCACCAUGGAGAAACUGAUGAAGGCCUUUGAGUCUCUGAAGACGUUUCAGCAGCAACAGGGGCCGCCGACCGCGGAGGAGCUCGUGCAGAGACAGUAAGUGUUUCAUUGCCUCGCGGCGUUUGCGUCGUUUCUGGAUAAGACAGCUAGUUAGCACAUUAGCCACCAUAGUCCCCCCUCUCCCCUGGACUUCCAGGGUCUGGUAGCUGGUUUUGAGCUAGUUACGCUAACCUGUAAGCUAACAGUCUCCAGAUCUAAGAAGUCUUAAUCUCGUGCAUGAACUUAUUUGCUAUUUUGAACGCACGCGAGUCCAAACGUUUCUCCACAGUCUCGUGCGUUCAUGAGAUUUUCAGUGAAUUUAGGUUUUUUUUCUCUCCAUAUUUUGUUAUUUAACCUUUUAUUCAACCAGGUAAGAACCAAUUGAGAUUACAAGAAUGACCUGGCCAAGAGGUCGGCAGCACACAUCACAAUAAUAAUAAUUAAGAAGAAGAAAAUGACCUCCAGAAACAUAAUUAAAAACACAGGCACUAUUCCAUAGUCUCCCAAAGUCUGUCAUGUAAGAUUCAACGAAAUGCUUCCAGCGAAAUUAACUGACAAUUUCAGGUCAGUCUGGAGAGUGGCACCAAAGCUUGAUGCUUUUUUGCCCAGUUCAGUUCUAAUUCACAGAACAAUCAAAUGGAUAGUGUUGUUUGAGCGCAGGGAGUAGUGGCUUUCAGUCCUAUGAAGAAGAUCACAUAAAUAAGAAGGAGCCAAGCCAAGAAGAACCUUAUACAUUAGAGCCAGACUUGGCGUAAAGUUCGCAAUGGUGUGUAAAGUGACUACAACCAGUAACAAAUCUCAGCGCUCAGUGAUAGACUGUAGUCAAGGACUGCAGGCAUUUGGCUGAAGCAGUCAUAUAUAAAACAUCACCAUAAUCCAACAGUGGAAGAAAGGCAGCAGAUACAAGGUAUAUUCAAGCACUGAGGGAGAAACAGGAUUUAUUCCUGUAGUAGAAACCUAGUUUUAGUCUGAGUUUAGAGACCAAACUGUACGAUGAGGUCACAGACGUUAACCAAUUAAUACUAUGACACCUACAGAAGAGGUCAGAGAGUAUCAGUGAGGUGAUCUUGAAAGAAGCUGUUUGUGAAGAUAGUAUUUAAAUUAAAUCAUUGUUUUUUUGUUGUUGUCUGAGCAAAAGGGGGAGAUCAGGUGAUUUUGCAUCAGCUGUGCAAAUCCAUCCUAAGGGGGAACAGGUACAGAUCUUCAGGUGGAUCGAUCAAUUUUGGAGGAUCACAAUCCAUUGACACAGGAAACCUGCAGUAAAAGUUCAUAGUCUCAUCAGGAUGAGCUAUUUGUGUCGAUCAGGGCCUGAUAAACUGAAAAAAUAUCUAUUAAACUCAAGGGCAUAGGUUGGAGUGGUGGAUAUGGGAAAAAGUUUAUCACCAUAUAUUUUUUUCAUAUCAGUCGCUGAGUAGUGGGGGUGGGUUGAGCAGUAGUUUGAAGUACACCUGAUUUUCAGAGGCCUUACCUGGUUACUACAGGGUCAGUCAAACCCCUACAAAGCCUAACACACAAACCAGCAAACAAAGUUAGACUGUUUUCACUUCCUCGCUGCAAACCUGGAUCCAUCUUUGCAAGAGGUAUUGGAAACUCAGGAGCUGCUGGCUGUGUUGGAUGCCCCCUUGAUGUAUUUGCUGGCUCAACUCCUUUCCUGCUUCCUUCUCUGGACCGCUUGCCCCUCAAUCUAUUAGUAUAGAUGUCACUAUCAGCUUAGUUGGCUCCUGAUCCUGGUCGAAUUUUUUUGUAAUGUUGAGUACCUGCUGAUACUGAGUCCUGAUCCUGAUCCAUAUUUUCCCUGAUGAUAAUAGAACCUUUUUCUAUUGUCAUUAACUGCCUUUUGCGUUUGCAGUGUUUCUGAUCCUCCUCAUCUAUUUGUCUUUACAGGAAAAAGGAGCAGGCCACCACAAAGAAGGACAGAGUCACUCACUGCUUGACAAUAUGUGAAAACAUCGUGGCUCAGUCUCUGAGGUGGGCUCGCAGAUUUAUUAUUGAAACAGUUAUUCCCAUUGCAUUUUACAGUCUCCUUUAUCUGAAGGACUGCCUGAGUUCUGGAAGAGUAAACUGUGUGUAGAGCCAGGUAAUAUUGGUUUGGGAGGUCAGAAACAUGGUACUAAACAAUGUUUUAAAGCUAUCAGCGGUCACAUCAUGCAGCUGUGGUAAAGCAUCAGAUAAAGUGUUGAAAUGAAAGGACAAGAAAUAGAAUAAACCUCAAUUUGUACCAAGAUGACAGGCUGGUUGAGAAUAUUAAUCCUUGUUUUAAAGUCCAGAGUAUGUUGUUCCAGUGUAGCAGCCUUCCCCUCUCAUGUUUUAGUUGAGUGUGCUAUUUUUUGCGGCGCAUGUUUGGUUUUUAAAUGUGAUAUUAUAUUGACAGCAUUGAAUGCAGCUUUAUCUCACAAAAUGUGUCAAAUAUGGAAGAUGUCUGUUGGACUGUUUUCACUGUUUGAGUUGAAAACAUUUCUACAAUGCUAACAUUUUAGCCACAGGGUUGUUGAUGCUUGUCUAACACUGUCCUGUGUUUGGUAUGUGUUUUUUGCCUCUAGUCCCCAAAGCGUUACUCUAGGCUGCCGUUGUUGUUGUUUUAAGUGGCUGGCUGUGCAUAUGUGUGUUCCGCUAUAAAGUUUCAGCUGUUGCUAGACUUCCACAUUAACAUUAAAUUUAUGAUCUUUUUGUAUAUACAGGCAGGUGAACCUAAAAUGCACAGUUACUCUAGAUUAUUUCUGCGUCUGUGUUCUAUGCAAAUGAAGCUCAGUGAGAGCUGAUGUAGAUGAUUGGGGUGAGAUGAUCAGCUCAAAUACUGAUCGUUGUUAUGACACUUUUCUCUCAUGCCUCCUUCUUCUGUCACCGUGAGAGCAGAACAUCUCCAGAGUUCCAGAAACUGCUGGGCAUCGCUAUGGAAAUGUUCCUCCUCUGCAGUGAUGACAGUGAAUCAGAUGUCCGAAUGGUGGCUGAUGAGUGCCUGAACAAAAUCAUCAAAGUGAGAAAGACCCUGAUGUUUCAUUAGCAAGAUGUGUCAUCACCUUCUCACAUUCAGACAUAUUAAAAAAGAAAGAUGCUCUGUGUGAUCAUUAAAGUCAAAGUAAAAUAAAACCCCUGUUUGCAUGAGUUGAUUUAAAAUCAGGGGAACCAGCCAUGUUGUCCAAGAUAAUUACUUAAGUAUCUGUCUUUAGGCGCUGAUGGACUCCAACCUGCCUCGUCUGCAGCUGGAGCUGUACAAAGAAAUUAAAAAGGUAAUAAAAGAUGCGGCUUCGUUGCAAGUCAUGUUUCAUUUCCAGGAUGAAUACUUCCACACACUCAGUCAGCCGAUAUCAACAUUUGUUUCUUCCAAAAACUGAAAAUAUUUCCAGUGUGACGAUCAGAUUUCUGCUGGAAAGGAUAAUGAUUGUUUUAUGUAUCUUUUGUAGAACGGUGCCUCUCGGAGUCUGAGGGCAGCUUUGUGGAGGUUUGCGGAGCUUGCUCACCUCAUCAGACCACAGAAAUGCAGGUAUGCACAUCUUUAAUGCCUGAAAGUGGUUUUACCUAACUUACAAAAAAUAAGAAACUUGCAAAACAGAGAAAAUCCUUCCGUAACAUCGCUCUAGAGCAGUGGUUCACAAGUCCAGUCUUCGAGGCCCACUGUCCUGCUUGUUUUGGAUGUUUCCCUGCUCCAACACACCUGAUUCAAAUGAUCAGCUCGUUAGUAAGCCAUUACAGAGCUUGAAAACGAGCUGAUCAUUUGAACCAGGUGUGUUGGAGCAGGGAAACAUCCAAAACAUGCAGGACGGUUGGCCUCGAGCACUGCACUUGAGAACCACUGCUCCACAGCACAUAUCAACUGUCUAUUUAAAUGAGUUUUUAUUAUCCUUUUUGAUCUGUAUUUUCCUCUCUCUCUCUCUCUUUUGGUCCAGACCCUACCUUGUCAACCUGUUGCCAUGCCUCUCCAGAAUUACCAAGAGGCAGGAGGAGACGGUACAAGAGACACUGGCUGCAGCAAUGCCAAAAAUCAUGGUAGCCCUCGGACACUUUGCUAAUGAUGGCGAGGUUAAGGUAAAGCAGGUCAUUGAGGACAUUCACCCGCUCUAGGUUAUGAAGACUUCCCCUCAGCAAAGCUUAUUCAUGUUUGUUUCAGGUGUUGCUGAAGUCAUUUGUAGCCAACCUAAAGUCCAGUUCUCCCACCAUCCGGCGGACAGCAGCCAGCUCGGCCGUCAGUGUCUGCCAACACUCCAGGCGCGCUAGCUACUUCUACACCUGGCUCCUUAAUGUGCUGCUGGGUAGGACACACACACUCCUGCACAUGCUCAGUUUAUUCCUAACUUUUCCAAGCCACUCACUCUCUGACCUUUCCUCCAACUCCAGGUCUGCUUGUUCCAGUCGAUGAGGAGCACCCCAGUCACUUGAUUCUGGGGGUGUUGUUAACCCUUCGCUAUCUGAUGCCUCUGCUGCAGCAACAAGUUAACACAACCAGCCUCAAAGGGAGCUUUGGAGUCAUGAGGAAGGAGGCUGAUGUGCAGCCGACACCAGAGCAGCUUCUUCAGGUAGAAAGGGAGAGUGCAAUUGUGUUGAUGUCGAGGUUUUAACAGUAAACAGAUGUUUUGCUAAAUUUUCUGUGUGUCUUUAGGUGUAUGAGCUGACCCUUCACUACACACAGCACUGGGAUCACAAUGUGGUCACAGCAGCUCUAGAAGUCUUGCAGCAGAUCUUUAGGACCCCCCCGCCGGAGCUUCUGCACAUGCUCAUCACCCCCAGCAGCAUUUCACACGCAACUGUGUUUCGGCAGGACGCAGAGAGUCGCGCACGGUCUGGCAGCAUCCUUGAGCUCAUCGGUAAAAUACAGUCAUCGUUCAAGCUUGAUUUAGUAAACUCUGUAAUCCUCUUACAUUACUAUAUGGGCUCUACAGUGUCACCUGGCUCUUGAAUAUGUCAUUGUAUACCAGGCUACCAAUAAUUCAUCAACCCUACUAAUCGACUGACCUAAACAAGUUUGCUUUGUAGUGCUGCUUCUUUUUAUGCUGGGGGCUCUGUGGGUGGCCCUUUUCCUUCGCUUGCUUUCCUUGUUGUCUGUAAUUAACUUUGCUGUUUCCAACAAGCCUUGCUAAGCUUUUACUACCUUUCACUUCCUUUCUACUGCUUGUUUCCUGCCACUUGCAGCGGGAGGGUCCUCCUGCAGCCCGCUCCUACUCAGGAAACAGAGAGGUGACUUGUCUAUUUCUCUUCCCUAGUCACUGCAACCUGUGAACUAAUGUUACAGAAUUAGGAAAGAUGUACCUCUGACUGAGUCACUGAUGGUUUAUUGUGUUUUAUAUUUUCAACAAAUUGCAGUGGAUGCAAAAUUUUGAUCUAUUACUUUAUCCCUACUGAAAUGAUUGUUGGUGUUGCUCACAGGUAAAGUGCUCUCUGGGGAGGAAGAUGCGCUGGAAGAUGACACAGAGCGAACUGAGGUCACUACUGGUGCCUUUACAGGUAGGAGAGAAGUACCAAGUACCAGGGCAGUUUUGACUGCCAUACUAAAAUCUUUGAACAAGAGAGACUUAUUCAAGCAUUAACAAACUCAAUGUACUCCUCCAGCAUCAGUCGUCGGUGCAGACUGCUCUUCCGCAGCGCAGGUAGACAUCAUCACCGAGCAGCCGCGCUCCCAGCAUACCCUGCAGCCUGGAGACUCUGUGGACCUCAGUGCAUCCUCUGAGCAAGGAGGUGGGACAUCUGCGUCAGACACUCCUGAGUCACCCAACGACAACGAGGAGGAAAUGCUCAGUCGAAGCUCCAGCGGCGGGGCCAACAUCACUCCAGAGACGGCUGACUAUACUACACCAGAGAAUGCUACCCCUGAGGGUGGGCCCUUGGGAACAGGCGGGGCUUUGCUGGGCACGAAUGACCCCUCUCUUCCGCCCAGUGACUCUUCUCAGACCACCACAGAGGGACCAGAUUCAGCUGUCACCCCCUCAGACGUAGCAGAACUGGUCAGUGCGGGCAUUAACAGAAGAUCAAAUAUGGUGGAAUAACACAGUUAAGGUUGUACUGUGUAGUACAGUUGAGCACACAGUGAUUCACUCAUAUAUGUGUUAACAGUACAUGUUUGUAAAGUAAAUGUGCAAAUUUUUGAGAACAUCACUAGUUUUUAGUUGAUGGCCAGUUCCCAGGGAAGUGUGAACUCUUUAUUACCUUUAUUUGAAGUUGAUGAACCUUAGAGGCUUACAGUAGUUCUCAUUUAAUGAAUAAUGCAAAAUGGUGUGGCUCGCUCCCUUUCCAUUCUUUAGCAUCAUGCAUGCAUUGGAGUGCAUGUCUAAGUUCUACAAAUUGCAUUAAUUUAAAAUAAUUUUGAUUUUAACUUUUCUUUUUCCUGCGGUUGUCCUAUCUCACUGAUAGUUCGUGUUUUGUUCUAUUUAGAUUAACCUUUUUUUUACAUUGCAGGGUGUUGACUGCCAAUAAGGGAAUGAAUAAUUUAUUUUUUAGUUUAUUAUUAAUUUCAACCAUCUAUCCAGCAUAAGAACAAAAAUAAAACUGAUAAUAAUACAUUGGGACUUAAGAUUUACAUCUGAAAAAAGUUGAAUAUGGAUAGCAGAAAAACUAUCCUACAAGCCCAGUGUGAAGGACAUUACAUGUGAACGCUCUUGGAAGUUGUUGUCAGUUAUCUUUUGAUUCAUUCAAAAAAAUUGAAUGGAGUACAUUAUGUAAAGCACAAGUGCAGAAGUAGUUUGGACCAUAGACUGUAUAUAGAAUGGACACCUCCUCGCUGGUUGAAGCGAACGCGAAAACAGCACCCUCUGGUGACGGGCUGCAGUGUAGGUCAUAAAUCCCGCCUCCUCCAGCAAUCCCUAUGGAGCUGUGGACAAUGUAGGGCUGGGCAAUAUGACCUCAAAUCAAUAUCACAAUAUAUUGAUCAGUUCACCUUGAUAACGAUAAAUGUCUACUCCAGCCGCUACAACUGUUGAACUGUCCUCCAUCUACUCACCUGUCUGUUGUAGGACAGCAUCUUAAAGGGACAUGAGACCAUAGCCUACCUUCACACAUCCAAAACCAACUUUUAGUUAUUUAUUUUUUUGACACCGAUUAUUUUGACAUGGGCAAAAUGACGUUGGUUAUUGUGGUAAAUUUCGUUAUCGGCACUAGAACAAACUUUAGAGAUUUAUUACACAGAAUAUAAAAUUUUCUCCCUUCUGCUUGUGAUGUUGGCAUGUAGUUACUGUAAGACUGGUUUGUGCUCAAGUCCUCUUUUUUCUGUACAGCUCAAUUUUUAAAAGUUAUUCGGGGGUUCAUGUUUUCUAUGAUUGACACUUGAUACAGCCUAUGAGCGUACGAAGAUUGUGUAGCUCACCCUUUGGAUACGCUUUUUGAACUGAGCGCCAUCACAGCGACUCUCGGUGGCUCUCCCGCUGAAUGCGUAUAACGCUACUGCACAAUGUUGGUUUUAGGAGUGGAGAAAAAACCUGGAUGUACCAAGAGCUUUUUGGCUUCAAAUUCGUAUAAUGACGGAAGGCAGAGCCAAGUUGUCCAUAGUGUAUACAGUCUAUGGUUUUGACCGAUAAUGUUGAUCUGCUGGCACUCAGAGGCUUUUUGAUUUGAGAUUAUUGUCUAUUUUAACGUUUCUACCUGUAUGGUCUUGCCUCCUCUGCUUUGUCCCUCUCCUUACCUCGUCGUAGUCGCGCACUUCAUUGCCGCGGGUGAUUGAGCCAACCCCUCCCUCUCCAACUUCCACUGAGGGUCCUGAUGCCACAGACAGCGACUCUUCUGUCUACACUGCUUCCUCCACCUCAUCAUCUUUCUCCUCUUCCUUCUCUUUCUAUGCCACCUCUUCCUCUAACACUAGUGACAAGGUCAGGCAGUUGGACAUGUUGAACUGAGUUUCGAGGGCUUGCUUGAAUCCAGCUUUCUUCAUUCGUUGUUCUUCCCUCUGUUCGUGACACCCCAGAAACAGAAUUUCCCCUGCUGAUUGCUUCUUUCCUUCUCUUGUCAUUUGCAAUACAUCGUGCCCCUUCUUCUUUUCCCCGCUUCCCUUGUGAUUACAACCCCGAGUUUACUUUCUUUUGAAGGACCUUGGCUGGAAGAGUUCAAAGACAAAGCAUGAUGGCAACUUGUUCCUCUGAUUGUCAUUCAUCAGAUUUGGCGUCCUACAACUUUUCAAAGUCUUCGGUAGACUUGUUCCAGAGGAGGCCAAACCUGACAAAACAACUGACAUCUUUUAUUAGAAAUAUGAAAAACAUCUGGCUUUAGAAAAAAGUUCUCUGCAAAAAAUCAUGCAUUUCUUGAUCAAACACUCACUCUUCCUCUGGUGGAUUGUGUGAACCACCAUUAUAGUGUUACAAAGCCUUUGCUUUUACUGUUCGAAGUUGAUUUGCUGCAACUGGAAUUGAGGGAACAGUUGUUUGACGUACGAUUUUUGCAGUUGUACUGUAUGAAUUGUAUUUCUCCUCCAGCAAAUCCAACUUUCUGAUGAAUGAAACAGCCCCGUUGAAGGAUCCUUUGCAUGCUGCAUUUCAAACCUUGUUGUAUGUGUUGAUCCUGUAAAUGAGGUUGAGUUGCUCACCGGAGAUGUUUGUUCUUUAUGUCUGUGCAUAAGGUGCUGGAUGGCAGUGAGAGUCAGUACUCUGGGAUGCAGAUUGGAACACUACAGGAUGAAGAAGAUGAAGGAGUCGCACCUUCGUCUCAAGAAGAACCCUCAGAACCAUUCCUGCAGUCAGCACUGGGUCUGUUACAGUUUACAGUAAAGCCGAAAACAUACAGGAUUCGUAUAGAGCGCAUUUCGUCAGCAUCACGUCUCUGCUCCGGCGAGGAUGCGUAUUUGGAGCGUAGCAGCAGCAUAGUGCAGCCCCAGUCAGCUGGGAUCAGUAUUGAGGAGACAACAUGCUCACAACAAGUUGUUUAGCCUUUCUGUGGUCCAUUUCCUGCUAAUUUGGAUAUAAUUCAAUGACUGUUGAGCCUCUACUAUAUAUGAAAUAGCAAUGUGAUUUUAAACAGUUUGGGUUUUUGCAGGUUUACUCGUGUUUAAUAAAGUAAACUAUGUUCCUUUAUGCUGUGCUGUUACCUUCAGACAGAGUUAGCAGUUAAAAGUCCUUUUGGGGUCCACAUGGAUCAGGGAUUGACCAUCAGAUUGGUCUUUGUUACUGAUAAAUCCUUAACCAGGAAGUAUUUCUCAUUUACACGAACUGAUACACAGUCCUGAGUCCGCAUAUGGUGUUUUAUUUUGAAAUACCGGAUGACAUGCGCGUCUUUUGUGCUUGACAUCUUCUCUGUGUGGGAAGUGUGAAAGAGCAGCAAAAAUAGACUCGGCGCGGAUCUUUAGCUGAAUCGUGCUCGAUACACUUCUAAUACGGAGCUGAUACACAUCCUGUCUGUGAUGCUUCAUUGAUUAGAAUGGCAACCUAUUUGCUGUGUACGCUUACGGAACUUGGUCAAUACGGAUCUUGUAUGUUUUAGCCUUAAGACACGUUUGUUAUGUGAUUUCAAGUUCGAGUUGUACUUACUGUUUCCUUGUGUUUGUCAACAGCUCUGAGCAAGCCUCAUCUCUUCGAAGGCAGAGGCCACAACAGGCAGGGUUCAGACAGCAGCGUGGACCGCUUUGAACCCAAGGAUGAACCUGCUGAACCCGAACCCGACAACAAGGUGAGAGCAAAGAAACAUCCAUGCCAUCACAAAGUUAAGGCAGCAAAAGUCUCUAUAUUAACUGAACUGUCUGUUUCAAAGCCUUCAAGGAUAAAGGGUCCGAUUGGACACUAUACGGACCAGGGGGCGGAGCCACUGGUGCACUGUGUACGGCUGCUUGCUGCUUCUUUUCUGCUGACAGGAGAGAAAAAUGGUAUGUAUCAUCAGAAAGGACCAGUACCAGUAACUCUGAUCACGUUUUUGAAAUGUUCACACUCUUCUUACUGUGUCUUUCAUAAACCUUUGAUUUUUAAUCUUUUAAUGUGCGCUUGUCGUGUGUGUCCAGGUCUGACUCCUGACAAGGAGGUUCGAGUGAGCGUCAAGGCUCUCGCGGUCAGCUGUGUCGGUGCAGCAGCAGCACUUCAUCCAGAAUCCUUCUUUAACUCCCUCUACUCGGAGCCGCUGGACGGCAUUCCAGUUGAAGGUACCAUGUUGGAAAUUCUGUGUAACCGUAUUGAGCUGACCUAUGACUUUAAGACCAAUGACCCAGCUUUAUUUGAGGGAGAGUUUGUGGAAUUUAUAUUUUUGGUUGGUGGUUUUCAGUACUGUUCGUGACUCUGCUCUCUUUUUCUGUACCCUUGCAGAGCAGCAGUAUGUCAGUGACAUCCUGGGCCUUAUCGAUCAUGGGGACCCUCAGAUUAGAGGGGCCACAGCCAUCCUCUCUGCAGCUAUCAUUCAGGCAGCACUUACCAAAACACGUUUCAACAUACACAGCUGGCUGGCCAGUGUUCAAAGUGCAACAGGUAGGUUUGUAUCAGGGUUGUAGCAUCUUAAACAUUUCAGAAGUUUUAAUGGUCGUUUUCUCAACUGUCUCCUUGUUGCUACCCAGGUAACCCUCUGUCCCUGGUGGACUUGGUGCCGUUACUCCAGAAAACCCUAAAAGAUGAAUCCUCUGUCACCUGUAAGAUGGCCUGCUCUGCAGUGAGGGUAAGACAGUGAGGGUAAAAGUGUGUGUGUGUGUGUAAUUCUCUUUGUAUGUGUGUGUUUAUGAGUUACUUUGUGUCUUUCAGCACUGCAUCAUGACUUUGUGCAGCAGUACUUUAAGUGAACUCGGCCUGCAGUUGAUGAUAGACCUGCUUGCUCUGAGGGACUCGUCCUAUUGGCUGGUCCGCACUGAGCUUCUGGAGACCCUGGCUGAGAUGGACUUCCGGUAGGCUCAUUUUUUCUUUUUUUUCAGCUACAUGCUGAGACAUUUCUCCACCACAGUUGGUCUGUGCACUUAUGUACACUCAGGACUUUUUUUUAAAUAAAAGAAAAUAUUAAAAAUAAUGCUGGUGCUUAAUAAACAUUUCCACUCUUUUCUCUUUGAGGUUACUCAACUUUUUGGAGAGGAAAACCGAGACUUUGCACAAAGGGGAUCAUCACUACACCGGGGUAAUUUGUCUUUCAUCCUUUCUUGGAGUAUUGCUGCAUAAAUUUCCCUAACACCAUUUUCACAACUCACUGACUUCUGUCUGAUAAUAAUAAAACCUCCGGGACGACUGACUAAUUUGUAGGGGUCUCCAGUGGAGCAAGCAGUUUUUCAAGAAAAAAAAUCUCAGCUGCUCAUUUUAUACCAGCUUUAAGGACACUGUCUCUCUGCUUCGUUUAUUUACGUCUGUGUUUCUGUUAGCUUUAUUAGGUUGAGGUACCUUUGGGUCAUAAGACUAAGGAAGAAAGAACAUACCAAUGUAUAGAUAUGACCAUAACAAGCCUCAAAUACUGCAAACAAAGGCAGCCAAAAAACAUUGAUGUAUCGUAUUUUUCAGGUGAUAAAGUGCACCGGAUUAUACGGCGCACUGUGAAUUAACGUGUCUAUGUUCACACAUAAGGCUCACCUGAUUGUAAGGAUCAUUAACCAUUGGCGUCUUUCCUCUUUCCUUUUCUAGCGGCUACGGUUGCAGGAACGAGUCCUAAAUGAUGUGGUCAUCUAUCUAUUGGGAGACGAUGACCCCAGAGUUCGGCAUGUGGCAGCCUCUGCUGUUAGCAGGUACGCUCUGCCCUCUGUUUUUACUGGAAAAGCAUGUUUUUGUUUGAUUUUUAGCUCUGUCUCUUUCCAGGGAAGUAUGAUCUCAUAAUGUCACCUUCCUUAAUGUCUCUCUGUCUAGACUGGUUCCAAGGUUGUUCUUCGACUGUGACCAAGGCCAAGUGGACCCAGUAGUGGCUAUUGCCCGGGACCAAAGUUCAGUUUAUCUGCAGCUGCUAAUGCAUGAGACCCAGCCCCCCUCUCAGUUGACAGUUAGCACAAUCACAAGGUACAGCACACUUUGUUUUUCUGUCAUCCUCUUAAUACAAAGAUGCUUCAUGUUCUUCUUUGACGAUCAAUUACAGCUCCAAUUCCCAAUAGUUGUGAGGUUGUUUAAAAUGUUGAUAUAAUCACAAUUUCAUGGUUUUCAAAACAUUUUAGUUGACAAUUAAUUUUUUAAAUGAUCAAAAAACACGUUCAUUUCAAAUUUAACACCAGAAACACAUUUUGUGUGCUUCAGGACAUACAGAGGCUUCAACUUGUCCAACACUGUGACUGAUGUCACAUUAGAGAACAAUUUGUCCAGAGUUGUCACCGCCGUCUCCCACGCUUUUACCUCCUCUACCUCCAGAGCCCUCACAGUGAGUUUUUCCACAUCAUACCUGUCUGCCCAACAAAUUCUGAACAUCUGUGUAUUUUUUGUGUUUCCUUCAGUGUGUGUUAAAAAUCACUCACCUGUUUCUCUGCAGUUUGGCUGCUGUGAGGCUUUGUGCCUCCUGACUUUAAAUUUCCCAGUCUGCACUUGGAGCACAGGCUGGCACUGUGGCUACGUGAGCUCCAGUAGCAGCUUUCCUUCUCGCUCGAGUCUCAACCGCAGCAGGGGGAGAGCGCUCAGGUGUGUGUUACCUCUCACACACUCUGUAAUUUGUCUCUCACACUUUGACAUGUCCUACACUGGUUACACAAGAUUUAAUAUAAAAAGUCUUCUAUCUCUUUAAUACUUAUUACUUCCUUUCUUUCAUCAGUGCACCGGCCUCUUCAACAACCGCCUCGUCUGCUGCAGACACUGAGCGGAGAACUCUGACAGUGGGAAUGGCCAACAUGGUCCUCUCUUUACUGUCCUCUGCCUGGUUUCCUCUUGAUCUCUCUUCACACCAGGAUGCCCUUGUCCUCUCUGGAAAUCUGCUUGCUGGUGGGUAAAAUUCAUCAGAAUUUUAUCUGAUCAUACGGCAAAUUGAGCUGCAACUCCACUUUAAAAAAGCAGCAAUCUCUGACACUCGGUCCACCAGAAUUCUGCAACUACUAGAAUGACCAUAGCAGUCAUUUUGACUGCUCAGUCUUUAUUUGCAUAUUAUUUGGAUAAUCAACAAAAAAACUAACAAUAAAUUGGUGGAAUAGAUAAAUAAAACAUCAGGACGCAACAUGAAAAUUAUAAUGAAUGAGAUUUUUAAGAAUACCAAGACACAUCACACCCUGAACUUGCUCAUCCAUCAGAUUCUUCCUCAUCAAGGCUCUGAAGCAAGGCUAAAGCCUCCAGACUCAUUUUUGAGUCUCUUGGAUUUUGAGUAAAGUUAGAGCGAGAUUUUAGCUUCACAGAGCUUUAAAUACAAAACUAACAAAAUACAAAACUAGCGGAAAAAUGUAGCAAAUAGUGAGAUAUAACACCUUUUGUAAAAAGCAUGCAGUUAAUUUGACUGCUCUGGUCAUUUGAGGAAGUAAAACUCAGACCUCUUUGUGUUUUGAAAUUUUAAUGAUAAAACAAUAUUAGAAUAAAAUAUCCACACAUUUAGGAAAAGUCAGGGUGUGAUUGGUAUAUAGGUAUUAUUGUAAAUUUUGAAAGCAGUCAAAAUGACUGCCUUGGUAGUUUGAGUGUUAAUAAAUCUAUUACUAUUUUGAUUUUGUUCCCAGCCAUAGCUCCAAAAUGCAUGCGCAACCCCUGGGUUGGGGAGGAUGAAGGCAGUAGUGGGAGCACUAACACAAGUGGUGGCCCAAAUAAGAUGGAGGAGCCUUGGUCAGGACUGUCGGAGCGCUCCUUGGUCGCCAUGGUGGAGCAGCUCUUCUCCCAUCUGUUGAAAGUCCUCAACAUCUGUGCUCAUGUGCUGGAUGACACGCCGCCUGGACCAGCUGUCAAAGUAACUAUCCAUAACCUCUGUUUUUAGUUUGACUGGCACAUACAUGUGGUUAUGAUGUCACUUAUCUGCUUCAAAUUUCAAGAAGGCGAUUGUAUUAAGUUGACUAUUUGUACGCGUCUCUAAGGCCACCCUUCCCUCUCUGAGCAACACUCCCUCUCUGAGCCCUAUUCGAAGAAAGGGCAAGGAGAAGGAGGCCGCUGAGCCCAGCGCUGCCCCAAUGAGCCCAAAGAAAAGCAAUGAGGUCAACACAGGUAUGUGCAUACAUGACCAGCACUAAAACAUGUUAAAACACAUGUGGGUUUGGGAAUCUUCAAAACGAUUGAAUCGAUUUGUUCCUUUAUUGUAAGCAGGAAGGCCAGUGGACAGCACAGGAUCAACAGCUGUGAAUAAAUCGACCACCCUUGGCAACUUCUACCACCUGCCCCCCUACCUGAAGUUGUAUGAUGUCCUGAAAGCUACUCAUGCCAACUACAAGGUGAGAAAAUGGUCAUUUUAAACUAAUUCUUCACAGGAGACACAUUUGUGGUCAGAUAAGCAUGUCAGUAGAGGGUGAUACUGACAGUGAAAGUCAUCUUCUAGGUAACACUGGAUCUCCACAGCAGUCAGGAGAAGUUUGGAGGUUUUCUACGUUCGACUUUGGAUGUUCUGUCUCAGCUCCUGGAGCUGGCCACACUUCAUGACAUCAGUAAGGUGAGCAUGACAGGCUUGUAUUUAAAACCAGAUACCAGGGAUGCUGGAUAGACAGACAGGCCUCCUCUUUGCCUGUUUUUAAAUCUCAUCUUACCGCUUCUCUUUGGCUUUUAACACCCAGUAGGAGGAUGACCUUAUUUUUAUUUUUUUAUUAACUGUAUUUUUUUAUUUGCUUUACUGUGUUUAAUCGUAUUUUAUUUUUAUCUUAUCUGUUGUGCUUCUGUUGUGUUAUCGUGUUUUUAUCUUACUGUGCAGCACUUUGGAAACCUUGUGUUUGCUUAAAUGGGGCUAUAUAAAUAAAAUGGAUUGGAUUGAAUAAUUGGAUAAAAAUAAAGCAAGUUGAUAUACAGAAGAAAAAAAUGAAAUAGAAAAUCUGUUGAUUCUCCAACUUUUUCCUUAUUUUACAGUGUGUUGAAGAAAUACUGGGCUACCUCAAGUCCUGUUUCUCCAGAGAACCGACAAUGUCCACUGUGUGUGUCCAACAGGUCAGUAUUGUGUGUUUGCAGGUCAUCUAAGUUCAUGUUGUGUUUGUUUUGUGUGGCAGUCUUUUAAUGGUUCCAGCUCUGAGCAGUGUGCUGCAACUCAGCCGACUCCACACAGAUCGAGACUGGUUCCUGCCGACAGGGGCCAUCAAGACAUUGGUUUCUCUGUGCGAUGGUUCCAUACAUCUUUGUAUAGACACACAGCAGUGCACUAGUUAGAAGUUAUCUUUCCUGAUGGCGAGAAAUUAACAAGACUUUUCUGCUUUAUCCUGGUUAAAAUACUGGAAGAAUCAUCUAAAAUAAAUCAUCUCUUAUCUUUACAAAUGUGACGUAGCUGUUGAAGACCCUUUUUGGCACCAACCUGGCUUCCCAGUAUGACGGCGUCCUCAGCGGCCCAAGCCGGUCCCAGGGAAAAGCUCUCCGCCUUGGCUCGUCCAGCUUGAGACCAGGCCUUUACCACUACUGCUUCAUGGCGCCGUACACUCACUUCACCCAAGCCCUCGCUGAUGCAAGUCUGAGAAACAUGGUGCAGGCUGAACAUGAGCAGGACACUUCAGGGUGAGUGUAGCACUCUCAGGCCACAUUGUGAUCAGGUCAGAACUACCCACAGGAUGAUCAACUUUUAAUCGGCCAUAUUUUAUACCAACAUAUCCCAGAGUCAGAUCCAAGAGUGCUCUGUCAAGUCUGAAUACUGCCUCUUGUCUCAUUUCUUAUCUGUGUAUCUCACUUGCAGGGUAAAGUAGGAUGCUGACCUAACUGUCCCCGCCUUUUUUUUCUACUUUUAGAUGGUUCGAUGUCAUGCAGAAAGCUUCAAACCAGCUCAGAUCCAACAUUGCAAAUGCAACACGUCACAAAGGAGACAAGGUGAAUUUAAAAACGUUUUUCUCGUUAAAAGUGGAUUUGAUUAGUCUUUUAGUUUAAUCAACUGUCGUGUUUUUAAACUUUAAUGUCUAAAAAAGACCUUACCACACUGGUAAGGUGUGACUCUAAAUGCUCGUGUAUUUUCCAGAAUGCCAUCCACAACCACAUUCGCCUGUUUGAGCCUCUGGUUAUCAAGGCUUUGAAGCAGUACACCACAAGCACCUCUGUGACCCUGCAGAGACAAGUCCUGGACUUGCUCGCCCAACUUGUGCAGCUGAGAGUCAACUACUGCUUACUGGACUCGGAUCAAGUAAAAAAAAUAAAAGUUAUUCAUUUCAAUGAGCUUAUCUGUCACUGUUAGGAUUUAGUUCACCUAAGAGAUGUUAUCUGUCUUUCAGGUGUUUAUAGGGUUUGUCCUGAAGCAGUUUGAGUACAUCGAAGUUGGCCAGUUCAGGUAUUUCUUUUUGCUUGCUCUUUAAGAAAUCUAUGCAUCAUUAAGUUCUGUUCGUUUACAUCAAGGAUAGGGCUGGGCGAUAUGUCAUCAAAUCAAUAUCACGAUAUAUUUAGCAGUUCAUUUUUAUUUUAUUUUUUUCACACCGAAUAUACCAAUAUGGACAAAAUGACGUCAGUUAUUGUAGUAAAUUUCAGUAUUGGUAAAUUUUUGGUUUAUCGCCCAGCCCUAAUCAAGGAUUCAGACUUGCUUAUCUGUAUACUGGUUUAUAAAUUCAUGUUUCCUUCAGUAAAAGUGAAAAAAAUCCUGUUUUUGUACUUCUGCCAGAGAUUCAGAGGCCAUCAUCCCCAACAUUUUCUUCUUCCUGGUGCUUCUGUCAUAUGAGCGGUACCACUCUAAGCAGAUAAUCAGCAUCCCCAAGAUCAUCCAACUGUGUGACGGCAUCAUGGCAAGCGGCAGAAAAGCUGUCACACAUGGUAAGAGGAAGUAAUCCUGGCGGCACACAACAUCUCCUACUUAGUGAUCCUUUUUCAGCCCUUCUUGUUCCGAUAUCAGACCAGGUUGCAUGUUUGGACGCUAAUUUAAAUAAAGCAUACAUUGUUGACAGUUUUCCCCUCCUUCUUCUUCCUCCGCAGCCAUCCCAGCCUUGCAGCCGAUAGUUCACGACCUGUUUGUUUUGAGGGGCUCAAACAAAGCAGAUGCAGGCAAAGAGCUGGACACACAGAAGGAAGUGGUGGUCUCCAUGCUGCUUCGACUUGUGCAAUACCAUCAGGUACUUUCACAGACACGAACAGACACAUGUGCAAAUUCUGCCAAUUUUUUCUCUGAUGGUUUCUUUGCUGUGUGUUUGUAGGUGUUGGAAAUGUUCAUCCUCGUGCUGCAGCAGUGUCACAAAGAGAACGAAGACAAGUGGAAGCGGUUGUCAAGGCAGAUUGCUGAUGUGAUUCUUCCCAUGAUUGCUAAACAACAGGUGAGCAAACGUCUAUUAUAACCAUUUUAAUUCAGAGUUAUGGUGAUGUUUCAGUUCUCUUAUGUUAUAUACCUGACAUCUCAUCCCAUGAAUUCUCUAAAAGAUGAACAAGCAUGAAUACAUAUUCUGAGUUAACAAUGUGUAUGUGUUGUUACCCAGAUGCACCUGGACUCCCCAGAGGCGUUGGGAGUAUUAAAUACUCUGUUUGAGACUGUGGCCCCCUCCUCUCUGAGACCCGUGGACAUGCUGCUCAAGAGUAUGUUCACCACUCCAGCCAGUAUGGUAAGUUACUUGCAACACAAAAACAGACUGGCUGUUAAAUGAUUGCCAAAAUCUGGAUGUCGCCCUAAAAAACAAACCUCCACUCCUCCAGGCGUCAGUCGCUACAGUCCAGUUGUGGGUGUCCGGUAUCUUGGCGGUGCUCCGAGUACUCAUCUCCCAGUCCACUGAGGACAUAGUCUUGUCCCGGAUCCACGAGCUCUCUCUCUCACCACAUCUCCUCUCCUGCUGCACAAUCCGGCGCCUCCGUCAGCAAAGCCCCUCCCCGAACGAACUACCCAUUGACAUGCUGUGUAUCCAGGAGCCGAACGGUGAGGCACAAAAAGCCUUACCAGAGGAAACCUUCGCCAGGUUUGUUGGUCCUUCGUGUCUCAGGUUGGAGCAAAUCUAGUCUAGGAGUUGUGUGACGUAACUUCUGUUCCUGCCUCUCUCAAGGUUCCUACUCCAGCUGGUUGGAGUGUUGCUGGACGACAUUUCCUCUCGACAGGUUAAAGUGGACAUCACAGAGCAGCAGCACACCUUCUACUGUCAGCAGCUAGGCACACUACUCAUGUGCCUCAUUCAUGUCUUCAAAAGUGGUGAGAUAAAAUGUAUAAUCGUGUGUCUUGCGUGUAGCUUUUUGUAUCAUCCUUUUCAAGAUUAUUAGUCACCAUUUAUGAAUGGUGUGAAACUCCUUUCCCCUUCGUUUUUUUCUGUCAGGUAUGUUUCGCAGGAUUACAGCAGCAGCUAGUCGUCUCCUAAAGGGUGAAGGUGGAGGUGGACCGACUGGCACAGAGGCCAGCCUUUUUUACCCUUUGGAGGGUCUCAACAGUAUGGUGCAGUCCUUGAUCACCACCCACCCCUCUCUGGUGCUGCUGUGGUGCCAAGUCCUUCUUAUUAUCAACUACACCAACUACUCCUGGUGGGCAGAAGUGCACCAGACUCCUAGGUAACACUGAAGGUCAAAUUAUUUGUGUGGACCUAAAUUGUUGAAUCCUGGAUGAAAAUAGAGGGGAAUCCAAAUUAAAGUAUCGCAGCACGAGAAAAAAACAGUGUUUUCAAUCAUAAAAAAGGCAACGCAGUUUUAUUUAUUCAGCAGAAUCAUGACAGAGGUUAGAAAAACAAAGGAAAAGAUUUGAGUUUCAUUAAAAUGUAACAUUUUGAGGUAACAUUUUUAACGUAACAUUCAUCUCUCGGGGGGGUCUAACUUGGUGUUACAGUGUGUUUGACCAUAACUUAAAUUUACCCCUGAAUUUCUCUUUGAGUGAAUUGUUCUCAUUCAGAUCCUCCUGAAAUCAUCAGCGCAGCCUUGUGUCUUAUCAAAAUCUGUCGUCAUCCUCUCUUUCUGUCAGGGGACACAGUCUGUCAUGCACAAAGCUGUUGAGCCCUCACUCCUCGGGGGAAGGAGAAGAGGACAAGCCGGAGACUCGGUCAGCCAUGGUCAACAGAGAGAUUGUACGCAGGGGCGCCCUCAUCCUCUUCUGUGAUUAUGUGGUGAGGCUUUCACAACAUCCAGGAUACAGAAUACUGACGUGUUUGAAAACCACAAAUACACAACAGAGUAAACAAAUGAAAUCUGUGUUUUUUUUCUUUUUAUAACUUUCUGCUUCUACAGUGUCAGAACCUACACGACUCAGAACAUCUGACCUGGCUUAUCGUCAACCAUGUGCGUGACCUCAUCAGCCUUUCCCAAGAGCCUCCAGUGCAAGAUUUCAUCAGUGCUGUACACCGCAACUCAGCUGCCAGUGGUCUUUUCAUCCAGGCGAUCCAGUCUCGCUGUGACAACCUCACUACAGUGAGACUUUUUAAUCUCUGCUUUUGUUUCAUUUGUUUGGUUACUCAGCUUCAAUUUUCCAUGUUUGUCGCCACUCUUAUACAUUUAGCUUUAGACUCUUUCUUUCCUCCUCUGCUUCACUGACUGAAUCUUCUCCUUCUCUGCAGCCUACCAUGUUGAAAAAGACUCUGCAGUGUUUGGAGGGCAUCCACCUGAGUCAGUCUGGCUCCCUGUUGAUGCUGUAUGUGGACAAGCUGCUCAGUACACCCUUCAGAGUUCUCGCUCGCAUGGUGGAUACAUUGGCGUGUCGCAGGGUGGAGAUGCUGCUGGCUGAGACACUUCAGGUACAGCUCGAUGUCGAUAAGUACAUUCUAGGCUUUGUGAGAUUGAACAGAUGAACUGUUGCGUGAACCUACAUGUUCAGGUGAACUUUCACAAUGUGUACAUGUGGUUUCCCUCAUGCUGAUCUUGUGUUGUUUUGUCCUGCCUCCAUGCAGAACAGUAUAGCUCAGCUGCCUGUAGAGGAACUGGACCGGAUCCAGGAAUACCUCCAGACCAGCGGCCUGGCUCAGAGGUAACACUCUUCUAUAUCAACAUUGGUUUAAGAAAUAGUUUGUUUUUUCAGCAUGCUUUCAAACAUGAUCUUUUCCUUUUUCCUUUCACAGACAUCAGAGGUUCUACUCCCUGCUGGACAGGUUCAGAGCCACUGUUACAGACACCAGAAGCCCCACACCUCCUGUUACACCUCACCCGUUGGAUGGAGAUCCACCUCCUGCCCCUGAGCUGGUCAAUGCAGACAAAGUAAGGCAUUCAGGAACAGAGGUGUUCGUCUGUUUUAUACGUUUUAAUGGUGUUUUGAUUUUUCAGAGUAAAGAAGUCACUUAAAUGUUGUUUCUAGGCAUGGUAUGUAGCUCUUGUGAAGUCCCAGUGUUGUCUGCGUGGAGAUUUUUCCCUGUUGGAGACCACAGAGCUCCUCACUAAACUACCGUCAGCUGACCUGUUGAACAUCAUGAGCUGCAAGGUGAGAGAUUCAUGACAUAAUCAUGUUUAAUGACGAGUUUUCUUUACCAAAUCUCAACCCAACCUCUUCUCUUCUCCUCAGGAGUUCAACCUAAGUCUGCUGUGUCCAUGCCUGAGUAUGGGGUUGCAACGGUUAACCCGGGGUCAGGGGUCACUCUUGUUCGAGACCGCCUUGCAGUCAACCCUUGAGCGCCUUGCAGCAGUCACUGGAUCACUUCCUGUCCCUCACCAGUCCUUUUUGCCACCUUCCCAGCCACAGCCCUACUGGGAGCAGCUGGCUGAUGUAUACGGUGAGAGUGUAUUCAGUUUAAAGGGAUAUUCCGAUGUAAAAUUAAGUUAAAAUCUAACACAUAACACUGAGUUAGACAUCCCCUCCAGAGAUGAAUGUUGCCGACUGCUUGCUUCUCUUGCCCUGAUGAGUCGAUCACUGAGUGCAGCGGAGUUUCGGAGCUCAAGGAAGAACAUUUAUGAUUAUUACUUCAUGGAAAUGCAAUCAGACCGAGACGCUAAGGCAGAAGAACUACUGGGUCUGCAGUGCAAAAUGAUUAUUAUGAUGAUUAUUACUUCAUGGUGAUGAUCUGCAGCACUCGGUGAUUAACUAAUUUUACGACGGAAUAUCCCUUUAUUGAAGUAUCAAGUAUUGUAGGAGUAAAAGUACAGGAGGAGAAAUCUCCUGUCAUAGCUGCAGCUCUACACUUUUUAUUCAUUCAUGUGUUACUCUCUGUUUUUCAGAUGAGCCCAGUUUCUAUCCAAGGGUUUUGUCACUGUGCAGAGCUCUGUCCCAGUACCUGCUGAGUGUAAACCAGCUGCCAUCUUCACUACACAUCCCCUCUGACAAGGAGCACCUCAUCACCACUUUCACUUGCACUGCCGUUGAGGUAAAAAACAGAUUAAAAAAAUAUGCAUUUUAUUUUCUUCUUCAAAACAUGUAGACUUCAACAAAUAGUAAAAAGAAAACUUGUAAAAACUAUAACUAUUUUUUUAUAGAAUGAGGAAUGACAAUCUGUCACAAUUAACUCACAACUUUACACACACAGUCCAUCCAACUGCUUAACUUUUUAAAAAAAAAUUUCUUAGGUGGUUGUUUGGCGUCUCCUACGGGACCAGCUGCCCCUGAGUGUCGACCUCCAGUGGGCUCUCUCUUGCCUUUGUCUCGCCCUGCAGCAGCCUUGUGUCUGGAACAAGCUUUCCACCCCUGAGUGCAGCACAUACACCUGCUCUCUUAUCUACUGUCUACGUCUUAUCAUUGUUGCCGGUGGGUAGAUAAACCAGAGCUUGCUCCUGCAUUCACUGUUGCCGCAAAAGCCUGUGGGCUUAAAUUUUUUUACAUUGAAUUCUCCGGUGAUGCUGACUUUUGCUUUUACUCCCCAGUGGCUGUGAGUCCUGGAGACCAGCUUCUGCAUCCAGAGAAGAAGAAGACUAAAGCAGAAAGAGAUGCUGAAGAAGAUCAGGUGGACUCGGCACAUGCUAAACGUGAGAUCAAGUCAAACAGUUUUAGAAAAUUCUUAUCUCAAAAGCUUUAAGAGAUGUAUGAUGGAAAAUUCCUCUUCUGUGUUGCAGACAUGUUUGAGUGGCAAGCGUGUGAAAUCAUGGCUGAGCUGGUGGAAGGUCUGCAGAGCGUUCUCGCUCUGGGUCACCAUAGAAACAGCGCAUUUCCUGCUUUCCUUACACCGACCUUGCGCAACAUUGUCAUCAGUCUGUCUCGACUCCCCCUGGUCAACAGCUUCACCAGAGUACCCCCCCUGGUUAGUGUGACAGAGACAGCAUGCCUUGAGUUUGUACACCUGAAUCUUGUGGUUUAUUGAUGUUUCGUGUGUGCAGGUCUGGAAAUUGGGCUGGUCCCCUCAGCCAGGAGGUGAGUUUGGCACAACACUGCCGGAGAUCCCCGUGGACUUCCUGCAGGAAAAAGAUGUCUUUAGAGAGUUCCUCUACCGCAUCAACACACUGGGUACUAAAACAUGUCUUAUUGUUUCUGGAAGUUACUGUCAGAUCCGUUUUUUGGGGUGGCAGUGAAAGCUACAUGCUGAUGUUCUUCAUGCCCCUCUUACAUGUUUUGUUGUAUAAACUCAGGCUGGAGCAGCAGGACUCAAUUUGAGGAGACUUGGGCCACUUUGCUUGGGGUGCUGGUCACCCAACCCAUCACUAUGGACCAAGAGGAGGAGGCACAGCAAGAGGUAUAUAUACACUUGUGGCUCAUUUAUGCUCAAUGUUACAUAUGGAUCCGGACGUGAAAUAUGGACGCGUUCUUUUCGUCCAUAUUUCUGCACGUAUCCGACAGACAGAGCAGUACCACUGGAAACUGUGGGGGCAAUGUUGCUACAGUACUGAAAAUGAUGAUCGUUGUCAGUUUCUCUUAUCGGUACUACUAGAGAUAAUAAUUCUCCGUCCUCCAACAGUAAGGCAUUCAGUGGCCUGAUCGACCUCCGCCUCCUCAAACGCUGCCUUCGUUUCUGUCUUCUGUGCAAAAUAUACAUUAUCACUUGCUCCUCCACAGUUGCUGUGUUUCUGUUUGUUUGUUGUUGUCAGAAACUUUUGACUCUGACCUGCCCCCUGGUGGAUGUAGUGGUUAAUAUCCAUGCCGACUAGGCCUGCACGAUAUAUCGUUUGACUAUCGUCAUCGCGAUGUACGUGUGUGCGAUAGUCACAUCGCAGAGCCUGCGAUAUUGGAGGUGAAUGAACUCAUUUAAUUUCAAGGGUAACCGACUGAGAUACACUCCAUGUGACUCUGCAUGUGCUGUGCAGCAAUCCACCAAUCACCUUCGUCCUUAACUCAGUUGCCAAUCAGACUCACUUCUCAGUUGCCAAUCAGACUAUCCUGCCAGCUGUCAAUCAAAAUCAGGGAGGAGGAGACCCACCCCUGCACAUGUUCUGCACAUGGAGGGAGACGUGUGUCCGCUGAGAAUUACUUUCGGAACUUUACUGACUGUUAAGCCCAACAAAUAAGAACUGUAUGGGUUUUAAAUUGUACAUUUCCGUGGACCACUCUACUAUAAGCAGUGUGCGUUUUCCGAGGUGCAUGCAAUUCUCGGAGGACAUGCGUUUCUCGGCACAACACCGCUAACAACAACAACAACGAUCGCAAAAUGAACAACGAACAAGCGAAAACCACCGAAAAUGAAGAUUUGUUGCCAAAAAGAAAAGGAAAGUCAGUUAUCUGGAAUUAUUUCGGUUAAAAGAAGGAUAAUGUCGACCAAAACACGUCUUCUGUGUUCAUCUGUUGCCACAAUAACGUCCCAGCACAAUAAAAGCUAAAAAUAUCUCUGAGACAGACAGAAGCCGUUCUACUAACAUUCACAAAAAGAGGUAAGAUCAGAGCAGGUUAACUGUCCUCAAGAUUUCAGCAGUGCAGCAUAACAUUAAGUGCUAUUCAGGUCAUCUGGUGAAAAUUCCUGUAUUUUUAAUAUCGCAAUAUAUAUCGCAGGGUUGAAAAAAAUCGCAAUAUUAUUUUUUUCCAAUAUCGUGCAGCCUUAAUGCCGACGUAAAGGACGCAUGAAAGUAUUUAGGCAAUUAUGGAACCAUCGUUUAAAACAGACGUGUACAUUUUCAUAUGUACGGGCGAACAUAAAUGAGCCUUUAGUCUCAAAAGCUAUGUGUGUGUGGGAACUAUUUUAGAGCCUCCUGAUCUUUCUGUUUUUUGUUCUUUUUUUUAACUCCUAAGUGUGUCUCAAUGUUUUGUAGGAGGACUUAGAGCGUACCCAGUUGAAUGUGUUAGCAGUGCAAGCCAUCACCAGCCUGGUGCUGAGUGCCAUGACCCUGCCCACUGCUGGUAACCCUGCAGUCAGCUGUCUGGAACAGCAGCCCCGCAACAAGAGUCUCAAAGCCCUGGAGACACGGUAGGUUUGAUGGUUUUUUGAAUAAACAUUUAAAAAGUGCCAGAAAAAAGAGUAAAUAAAUAUCAAGGUUUUGUUUGUGUCUCUGUGUGUGUUUGCAUCAAGGUUUGGAAGAAAACUGGCAGUGAUCAGGGGUGAGGUGGAGAGAGAGAUUCAGGCCCUGGUUUCGAAGAGAGAUAAUUUGCAUACGCACCACCCUUACCACGCCUGGGACCCUGUACCGUCGCUGUCAUCGGCCUCAGCUGGUAAUUCAGAAUCCACACUCAACAUGUCUCUAGCUACAUUUGCCACUCUUACAUCAACCACUCUGUCAUGUUGAUUAAUUUUGUUUCAGCGGGAACUCUGAUCAGUCACGAGAAGCUGCUGCUUCAGAUCAACACAGAGAGGGAGAUGGGCAACAUGGACUACAAACUAGGACAAGUAAGAGACGCUUGUGUCAGUAAAUUAGUCAAAUUUUUCAUUUUACGUUGACAUAACUUCAAAUGUUUGUUUUCCUCCCAGGUCUCCAUUCACUCGGUAUGGCUGGGCAACAACAUCACCCCGCUGAGAGAGGAAGAAUGGGGUGAAGAUGAAGAGGAUGAAACAGACACUCCUGCUCCGACCUCUCCACCUGUUUCACCCAUCAACUCGAGGUCAGAGGAGUAGAUGAGGACAUGUAAACUCAUUAAUACUUUGAUUUUAACACACAGAGUCGAACCCACUUUUCUUAUCUGUGCUUGCAGGAAGCAUCGAGCAGGUGUGGACAUUCAUUCAUGUUCCCAGUUUCUCCUGGAGCUGUACAGUCAGUGGCUGAUCCCCGGCUCCCCGAGUAACAGGAGGACCCCGACUAUACUCAUCAGUGAAGUGGUCCGAUCGGUGAGCUACGAUACACACAAUACCAGCACUUCAAAGGGGAAUCCCUCAGGAACUGGACUAUGACAGUAGAGCCUUCUCUUCAUCAUUUUCUGUUUUUUUUUUUUUUUUUUCCUCUGUAGCUGCUGGCGGUGUCAGACCUGUUCACAGAGAGGAACCAGUUUGACAUGAUGUUCUCCACCCUGAUGGAACUUCAGAAGCUUCACCCUCCUGAAGACGAGAUCCUCAAUCAAUACCUAGUGCCCGCCAUCUGUAAGGCCGCCGCUGUACUGGGCAUGGUGAGUACAGCUGUGUUUGGGUUAGGGACUUUUUUUUUUUAAAUGGGAUGAUUUGUGGUUGUUUUUGGUUGUACCGCUGAGGCCCCAGAGUUUACUAGACUCACAUUUGGAAACUCUGAAAACUUUUUUCUUUUUCUUUUUUUUAGGACAAAGCAAUAGCUGAGCCCGUUUGCCGACUGCUGGAAACAACCCUGCGCAGCACCCACCUGCCCAGCCGCUUGGGGGCUCUCCACGGAGUGUUGUAUGUGUUGGAGUGUGACCUGUUGGAUGAUACAGCCAAACAGCUUAUUCCAACAGUCUCAGAUUAUCUGCUGUCAAACCUGAGAGCUAUUGCUCAGUGAGUAUCACUCUCAAUCUGCACAUGCUCAACCUUCACAAUCUUCUGUUGGAGAAACUCAGAAAGUAGUCUGAGAAUAAAAAAAAUUAUUCCUGAGAAGAGUUUGGGGCACAAAGGAGGAGAAGGGACAGAAAAAAAUACACUGACAAAGUAAAUGGGAUUUUUUUAAAAUUUUGAUUUGUUUUAUUUUUCCUUGAAUUCUGCAGCUGUGUGAACCUCCAUAACCAGCAGCAUGUGUUGGUGAUGUGUGCAGUGGCCUUCUACAUGAUGGAAAACUACCCUCUAGAUGUUGGAACAGAGUUUAUGGCUGCAGUCAUACAGGUAUAUCACAUUUUGGCUGAUAUCUUUUUCUACUGAACCUAAAUGCUCUUUACCUUGUUGCAAAAAUAUAUUUAACUUCUCUCCUGCUUUAUUUCUUACCCGCUUGUUUAGCUGUGUGGCGUGAUGGUGUCUGCUAGCGAGGACUCCACCCCCUCGGUCAUCUAUCACUGUGUGCUUCGUGGUCUGGAGCGUCUUCUGCUGUCGGAGCAGCUGUCACGUGUGGAUGGAGAGGCGCUGGUCAAACUGAGCGUGGACCGGGUCAACAUGCCUUCCCCACACAGAGCCAUGGCCGCCCUGGGACUCAUGCUCACCUGCAUGUACACUGGUGAGGGAGAAGCUAACGAAGCUAAUGCGUAGUAAUCUGCAUUCCUGUUAAAUCAACAGCUAGCUUUUUACUGUCGCUGUUGAGACUUCCUCAAUAACUUUUCACUUUCAAAAGACCUUUGAUUUCAGCUUGCUGGCUAAUUGGACCACAUUGGUACAAGGGGUGUCUCGAUACGGUAUUGAUAUCGGAUUAUAUCGGUCUGAUAUCAGCAAAAAAUCAAAUAUUGGAUUAUCAAUCAAUCAAUCAGUCUUUAUUUAUAUAGCCUUUUUCAUACACAACCAUGUAGCACAAAGUGCUUUACACAGAAAAAGGAAUAAAAGAAACAAAUACCCAGAUCUACCCCAGCCCAACCCCUCAUUCCCACCCCACAAUCUAAAUGCAACAGAAACUGUAUUAGAAUUUAUAAACUUAAAAAAGAAUUGAUUUCAUGGAAACAGGAAUAUACACACUGACGAAAUGUCAUUUUAAGACUCAAGAUGAGGAAACCCUGGAGGUUUAGGUUGAAAUCUAGGUGUGACGUUGGCAGUAUUUUUCAUCAAAGACCGAAAAAGCCAUUGCAGCCGAGUGCAAAACUUGUCAUGCACAAUUUUUUGCUAAUAUCGGAUCAAUAUCGGUAUCAGCCGGUAUUGAAGGCUACAAUACCGGUAUGGUACAGAUGUAAAAAAGUUGUAUCGGGACACCCCUAAUUGAUACAACAUACAUGAUACAAAAGUCCUUAUUGUAUAAAAAAUAUGUACUCUUUAAGGAUAGAGACGAUAACCUCUCAGACUAAGUGCUGUGUAGAGGAAAAACUACUAUAACAGCUCUCUUCACACUGAAUGCGAGAAAGAACCGUGUGUCUUUACUCUAAACCUUUUCCUGGUGACUAACACUUUAUCACUUCUUAGAGCAAACUUGACUUUUUAAAGGCUUUACCAAACAUUUUAGUGCAAACCUGCUCACUUCCGGCAUGUGAUACAUCUAUUGAGUACACACCUAUGCCCUACCUCUAACCCCUGCGUCGUCUUCUACUAACUCCUCGAACUCCUGGUGCUCUGUCAUCCAUGUGGUGACCAGCUAGACAUCAGCUCUUCUCAGGAGAUCUUUUGGUCGACUUUCUCUCUGUAAACCAGUCUGUAACACUUCUCCUUCUACUGCAAAACAAAUCAAGCUGGAGCUCAUCCGGGUCACAGAGGGGAUAAUCUUCCAUAAAGUGUAGCCGCUAACAUGGCAAUGAAAAUCUCUGUAAUACUGUAAACAACAAUCUCAUACAUCUGAAGAAUGUGAAUGACCAAAGUUGGCUUAAUUCUGAUCUGAAUCUUGUGAUAAUGAUGUCCCCACUACCCACUCUAACGUCUCCCCCCCAAUGGUCCAACCCGUGCCUAUCCCCCCUCUCGUCCCCUCAGCGGUGCUUGCGUCGGGUUCAGACGUGACAGGGGUUAGAGGUCAGGUUGACUCUGGCUCUGCUGGAGCAGAGGCGCUGGGGGUCACGACGGGUCAUGUUGGUUUCUCCUCAGGCAAGGAGAAAGCCAGCCCCGCCAGUCGCCCCGCCCACUCUGACCCUCAAGCCCCUGACAGCGAGUCCAUCAUUGUUGCCAUGGAGAGGGUGUCAGUGCUCUUCGACAGGUACAGAAACACACAAACAAACUUCAUUAUACAAGAUCUUAUAAACAUCUCAUAUACAUCUAAAGUAGUGUUGGCCAUUUGAACUCUCUGGGUUUGUGGUGUCCAGAUCAUCCAGUGACAGCAGCUUGUGUGUUCCCGUCAUCAUCUGCUGUUUUGGGUUUCUGUCCGUAGGAUCCGUAAAGGUCUACCAAGCGAAGCUCGGGUCGUGUCCAGGAUUUUGCCCCAAUUCCUGGACGACUUCUUCCCACCACAGGAUGUCAUGAACAAGGUCAUCGGAGAGUUCUUGUCCAAUCAGCAACCCUAUCCGCAGUUUAUGGCCACGGUUGUCUACAAGGUGAGCAGCAGGAUAUAAGACUGAACAAAUGAAAACAUUUGACCACGUCUGAUGUGAUUUCUGCCAGAGAGCAAGAAUAAUAAAACUCUCAUUACAUUUGUCUUAUCUGUAAUAACCAUAGACUGUAUAUAGAAUGGACGCCGUCUGCCUCCUCACUGGGUGAAGCCACCCCGAGAACAGCACCCUCUGGUGGGGGGCUGCAGUAUAGGUCUUAAAUCCCGCCUCCUCCAGCAAUCUCUAUGGAGCUGUGGACAAACUUUAGAAAUUAAUCACACAGAAUAUAAACGUUUACCCCCCUGGUUGUGAUGUUGACAAGUAGUUACUGUAAGACUUGAUGAUUUUUUCGCUUAUGCUGAUUUUUUUUUCUUUUCACUACCUCUUGUUCUGCUCUGCUUCCAUUUCCAGGUUUUCCAGACACUCCACGCCACAGGCCAGUCCUCCAUGGUGCGAGACUGGGUGUUGCUGUCCUUGUCCAACUUUACUCAGAGGACACCUGUGGCUAUGGCCAUGUGGAGCCUCUCCUGUUUCUUCGUCUCUGCUUCCACCUCUCAAUGGAUCUCAGCUCUGUAUCCUUAACUGGACAACUACCCAUAAAUGGGAUGUUGAUUUGAGUGUUGAAUCUAUACUGUAUGGUGUGUGUAAGGAUGCCUAGCACAUGUUCACACUUAAAAGAAUGGAGGGUCCACACGAAUUAUCAUUUUGACAAGCUUUACUGGUUGCAGAUCUGGGUUACAGCUUCAUCAUGCCACAAGUGUAACAAAGAUUGGUCUGAGACUGUUCAGGUAUAUGUAGUCGUCCAUGUUUACACACAUUCUGCUUGCAUCUUGUUAACCUGAAGGAGAGUACAUGUAGGGUUAUAACAAAGCACAACAUAUUCUGGGAGCCUGAGUGAUGUUAAACAUGGGUACAAGGUCCUUGUUGAGGAUAGUUGUCGAAGGCCCACGGCUCCAGAAAUCUAGCACCAAAGUAUCCCCGGUAUUUGGGUGACACAGCUCCACCACUCGAAAGGCUGACAUGACUGGCUAAAGAAAAUCACCCUUACAGUGUGUUCAUAUUCAAUACAAGGUAUGAAGUCCUUAACCCCUUCGCUCCUCACCAGGCUGCCUCACGUGAUCAGCAGAAUGGGCUCAAGCGAAGUGGUCGAUAUCAACCUGUUCUGCUUGGUGGCCAUGGAUUUUUACCGGCACCAGAUUGACGAAGAGCUGGACCGCAGGGCUUUCCAGUCCGUCUUUGAGACCGUGGCCUCACCGGGCAGCCCUUACUACCAGCUGCUGGGCUGCCUGCAGUCAAUUCACCAGGACACCACACUCUGAGGGCGACAAAAGGAGAUGGACCUGUAGGCACAGAGACAGGCACAUGAAGCAUAGAAUGAAAAUGGAUAAUAUAUAAAUAUAUAUAUAUAUCUUUAUGGUUUGGUAAAAUGAAGUCUAUGUGAGUUGUGAUUGAGGGUGGGGGAUGUCUUGUAGAAGUUUGUACUGUAGCCUCAUCGUUUCCUUCCAACACACACAGAGUAAAUAGAGCGACUGAAUUUACCUCAUUGAAUUCAGUAAAGUGAGCAUAAAGCAAAACCAAGGGGGGGCGGUAUCUGAAUCAAUGUCAUUUUUCGUUUGUUUGUUAAAUAUAACAUCCGUAUGGGAAGGACUCUGGCUGCAAAUCCUUGAAACAGUGGUUCUGCCCACAACCACACACCCCCCCACACAGACCAUUCCUCAAACGACAGCACCUUUGAUUCUUCCUUCCACUUUUAGCACCUUGGCUAUAAAAAGAAAAAAAAAUUUACACACAAAUGUGUAUUUUCCUCAUAGGACUUGCUUGAGUAUUGUGAUGUCAGUGAAGUAAAAUAGAAAAAACUAAAUAAAUAAGAAAAUGCAGAGUAUUGACCAUAAAGUUUAGGGUUGACAAAGUUUCAACGCAUCUAUUUUCUAGAAUGUCAUGUUAGGAGUGUGUAAGGUCUUGUGAGGAUACUGACAAAAGGCUGGCACAACACAAGUGUCACAAAUGCCUGCUUGAUGUUGGGGGAUCAGUCCGACACAUUGGAUAAAUAGUCAAUAUUUUAUGUGUAUGGAUGAGCAAAUACAGCCAUAGCAGGAGAUGGAUUGCUGCAACAGAAAUCGACGUGUUUGCACCAAUUUUAACGACCAUGUCUGUGUCUGAGGUGAAUGUUGUUUUGGCCGGACAAAGACCUGGACGAGUACACGUGCUUCAGAAUAAAAACAUCUCAAAUUUUAUUUUAACAAAAAAGCUGUAACCUCGUUAGGGCCCAUAUGACUAUUAUUUAAGAGAGUUAACACUGUCAAGCAAACAAAUACCAAAAUAGCAAUCAUGUCAACUCUACUUUUUAUCCUGUAGCAGUAGCAGAGGGUGGGAGAAAGCAUUUCUUCUCAUUGUUUUAUGACAUUGCUAAUCUGCCAAGUCUUUUUUUUUUUUUUAUUGUAUUCGAGUCUUGUAAGCUCCCCAGUGCACUCAAAAAUGAUUUCUCUGGUCCAUUUCUUGUGCUUUUUUUUUUUUUUUUUAAUUCUCAGGAUGUAAGAUGUGAUUUAUUGUUGUUGUAAUAAGACUGGAAGUUGAUUUGCAGUCGAUCUUUACAUGGAGUUACCUUCAUAAUAUCUUGUAAAAAGUAAUUGUAAAGUCAAUUGAAAGCCAUGGUGCAUGAUAAAAUAAGAGCUGUGUAAAGAUGGAAGAUCUUAAACUAGCUGAGGUAAUGUGAUUCCUGUUUUCUGUCUGAACACGCAAACACAUGAUAAUGAUGAAAAAGAACGUCAGUAAAAGCCUACCACAGAAUGCAGAAAUGAACAAGCUUAUAGUAUUUUAUUCCAGACUUGACCGUAAGUUGCCUGGGAGUGACUGGGCGUUGUUACCCUGUACAUACACUUGCCUUAGAUGAAGACUGAAUAUACUGUAUGUGCAACAUGUACACUGAAAAGCUUGAAAGCAUGCUUCGGAUCACAGAUCAUUUCUUUCAGUCUUAUUUUGUGUCUGUGGAUACGGUUGCUGUAACCAUUGUUCGGAAGAGGUGCGACACAAUCCAAAGGAAGCCUUGUAACCUUAGCAAAAGCUUUGACAAAUCAACUGAUGAGAACGUGUAGCAUGAUGGCGAGACGUCACAGACGGGAGAUUUUUGAUUUUGUUGAGCUUUAAAUAUUGUUUUGUCUCUGUUGGAGAUCAUUAAAUAUGACAUUAUUCAUUGUCAGUGCUACAUUUUUAAAUACACCCAGCACUUCAACUCCCAGAUUUGUUUCAUUUUUAUUUGAAGCGCUUCCUUGACAUACAUACCGUUCAUACGUGUAACACUGUCAUGCAGAUUUGAAUUCUAUAUGUUACCACUCUCUAACCUUAAAGCAAUGUGACUGGCUUUCUUUGAGCUUGUUAAAAUGUUUUAGCACAAUAAAAAAAAAAUGAAAUCUGUAGCUUUCAUUUAAGUUCCAAUAAAAGGCCUCGAUAAAUUACAUUGUGUCAGCAAACAUGAUACAGAUUACCAUUUAAUUACAAUAUUUCAGGUAUCAGUUCCAGACAUAAAUUACAUUUGGUUCUCCUUUUCAGUAAUUAAGUAAUAGGCAAGGCGAUGACUUAAUGGGACCCCUGCAGGGUUAAUGCGAUUACCUAGAAAUCUGUGCUUUUGGGGAUGGAUGUUUAGGCUGGGGACAAAGGUCACAUUCAAUUAAUGGAACAUGCUUUCCUCUGUGACUGUAUUUUUACUCUGAUCUGAAAAUAAUCAAGACUUUCUCUUUUUUUCUAAAGCCUAGAAUCGCUGGUUACAACUUUUUUUUUCAGCUUUUUCAAGUAGAUCAUGUUACGGCUUCGUGCAGUGAGCAUGUUGGCUGUUUUGUAUCCGAGACCGCCAUGGAAAUGAUAAAAGCACUGACUGCGGAUAAUCUGCAGGAUCCUCAGCAGGACCCUGACGCCUCCUUACCAUCCUUUUUUUUUUUUUUUUUUUUUUGUACUAUCAGUGGGAGAUAUUUGUAUUUCAGUUGAUUAAAAAAAGAUUUGCUGGUAUUAUAAAAUUAAUAUGAUUUGUUGUAGAGAUGAAUAAAUUAUUUAAAGAUGCAAAAAUUA